AUGGCCAACAUCGUCGAAGAAGCCAAGCGCGCCGCCGGUAAAACCGCUGUCGAGAACCACUACCCCAAGGAUGCCAAAUACGUCGGCAUUGGCAGCGGUUCCACCAUCGUCUACGUCGUCAAGGCCAUUAAGGAACUCGGCAUCGACACCUCCAACACCAAAUACAUCCCCACCGGCUUCCAGUCCAAGCAACUCAUCCUCUCGCACGGCUUGACUGCCAUCGAUUUCGACUCCAUCCCCGAGGGAACCGUCUUCGAUGUGGCCUUUGACGGCGCCGACGAGGUCGAUGACGAUCUCAACUUGAUCAAGGGCGGCGGGGCCUGUCUGUUCCAGGAGAAGAUUGUUGCUCUCCAGGCCAAGGAGUUCAUUUGUGUCGCUGACUCCCGCAAACUCCAAUCCCGUCUCCUGUCCGGCUGGAAGUACAUCCCCAUCGAGGUGGCCCCGUUCGCCGCCCAUCGUGUUGUCUCCGCGCUCAAGGAACUCGGCAGCAUUGACCCUGCCGUGCGCUUGAGCCCUGCUGCCCAACCCAACACUUCCAUGGAUGGUCCCCUCAAGACCGACCAGGGAUUCUACAUCGUCGACGCACCCUUCCAGACCCUGCUGACGAAGGCGGACGUGGCGGCCGGCCAGGACGGCAGCGGCAAGGGCGGGGUCUGGGAGGUCGAGGCGCUCUCCCAGGCCAUCAAGCUGAUCCCCGGCGUCCUGGACGUGGGUAUCUUCUCCGGCCUGACGGGUCCGCAGGCUCAAGCGCAGGGUGGUAUCGGAGGGCAGAAGCCCGUCGCCGCCUACUUUGGUAUGCCCGACGGUUCCGUGUCGGUCAGAAAGGCCGCUUAG
This is a messenger RNA of Aspergillus melleus, 834 nucleotides long. RefSeq names its product ribose-5-phosphate isomerase RKI1 (gene RKI1). Lineage: Eukaryota; Fungi; Ascomycota; Eurotiomycetes; Eurotiales; Aspergillaceae. The transcript is spliced from 2 exons. Gene Ontology annotation, cellular component: intracellular membrane-bounded organelle. The coding region runs from base 1 to 834 and encodes 277 amino acids. Gene Ontology annotation, biological process: pentose-phosphate shunt, non-oxidative branch; D-ribose metabolic process. The record is from RefSeq and is a predicted model, not a curated record. Gene Ontology annotation, molecular function: ribose-5-phosphate isomerase activity.